AGGAAUUUUCCCCGCCUUUCAGCUUUAGGCCAUUCUAUAUUGUCUUCCAGCUCAUUUAGCCCUUAAAAAUCUAUUUACUUGUGCGCUCUUCCUAGGCGCAUCUAAUUCUGGUACCUCAUAGAACCCUGAACUCCCUACGCCGGGGCUGUCUAGCAGAUAUGGCCUCCAACAUGGACUUGGAAAUCGAAUCGCAGGAAACCAAAACCGGCCAUUCGGCAGACCGUCACGAAGGCAAUUUCCCUAAAAGUGACGACACCAAAGCUCUUCCAGUUGAGAAUGGCCUUGCAACCGCUCCCCCAGACGCCAGUAAGAAGACCAACGGAUUAAAAAGUGAAAAAAAAGCCCCUGGUAAACACGAUAAAAAAGGCAAGAAAGGAAAGUCUGGUAAGUCCAAGAAGGCAUCUGCCAAUAGUGAGAGUUCUUCUGGCAGUAGCGAGGACGAGUUUACCAACUCAUCUUCAGAUGAGUCCACCGACACCGAGUCCGCGUCUGGGAGCGAAGAGCGUGCGAAAAAGAAGGUUCAGAAGAAGCGCCAGGAUCUCCGGAAAGCCAAGAAAUUGAUAAAGUCAUCUAAGACGGCCACUAAGCAGUCAAAAUCGCAAAUCAAGGCUUCAGAAGUCAACACUAGCGAUACCGAUGCUGGGGAUGAAGAUGACACUCAUCUCGAGAAAAAGGCGGGCAUCGGCGAGGUCGCGGAACGAGAGAUUGCCUCAAUGCGAUUGCAAAUUGAACAGCUUUUGGGUCAUGUAGCAUGUUUGCGCCUCAGCCACAACCCUUCCGGUGGUCCUGCCACUUCUUUCAACCAUCUCGGAGAGCUCGUUGGUGGUCUUAAUUAUAACGGGUAUCAGCUUCCAUCCGGUGGUCCUAUGGGUUACCAUGAUACCUCUUCCGAUAGCCGAUAUGCGCAGACACGAAAUGGACGACUGGGGAACAUGUCGGAAGGUAUGCAUAUCAUGAAUAGGGGUCGUGGUCAUAACAUGCCACCCACAGGUCAAGGAAAGCGGUUUAGCUCCAAGGACCUAUUCCUAGACAGUAACUCAAGCCGCAACAAGGAAUCUAAAUCGAAGAACGGUCAUAAUUCCAAGCCAGUUGCGCAACGCCUUGAGUUUAAACGCGUGGAUCAAGUCUGGGACUCGCAGAUCCACAAUUACAAGCUCCAAGAUACGGCUGAGAAUGCCAAUAGCUCGCAAUAUGAUGAAUACCUAUUUCAUGUGAGGAGGACCUUUGACUGGGAAGGAAAAUAUAAGACGACCAUCGUCGAUAUCAAGAGCAAGCAACUACGAGAGGCCCUCAAGGAUAUCAUCGGAAACGUCAAAGGUGUCAGUUUGGUUGAAGAGACUCCUAAGCUAGACCCCAAGAUGCUAUUCUUAUAUCUUGAAGAUAUACGUACGUAUGCGAAAAACCUCAAGGAUCUUGAGCCGGAAGGAAAUUCACGGAAAGAACGUAGAAAGGUUCAGAAAUGGAUUGACGAAAAAAGGCGCCAUCUACGGGUCCUUAUUAAAUACAUAGACACAGACCAUGCCGAGACCAAAAAGAGUCUGUAUCCUAUGCUAGAGAACGGCCUUAUCACAUUUGAUCUUUUAUGGGCUCUCUGGAAGCCAAAUACGCUUGCGUAUACGACAACGUAUGGUUCUGUCGAUGAACCCCGCGUCUUCAAAGUAGAAGUAGCCGAAAAACACUACAGUAUUGUUAAGGGCGAAUUUUACUACAUAGAGGGCAAGUACUUCGAAUAUGACGGCAAGCAGUUCGGAUAUGGCAGCAUGUCGGAGGAGAUAACCGAAUUCCGUGGUGCUCGUAGGAUUACGAGUUUGGGUUGUUAUCCUCUUAAAUACCACAAGAACGAAGCUCAGCUAUGCCAAUAUCUUAUCGAGCGUGGUAAGAAAUUUGUGAGCCUUGGUGGUGUGCACUAUAAGGGUCAUCAAGGCAUGGCAUACCACAAGAAAAAAAAGUCUGUAAUCAAGGUCAAUAUCAAUGGCCGGAUUAUGGUUGAUCCAGCCAUCCAUCGCCGUAUAAACCCCAACUACCCGGUUUCCCUUGUACGGCCCAAAGAUCACGACGUUCUGAGCGACACCGACGAUAGCGACGAUGAGGCUGAAGGUUGUGGGUGUGACUCGGAAGACGAUACGGGGGGUGAUGCCGGCCUCGAAGGUGUUGCUGGAGACGACAGUGGCAACAUUAAGUAUGUGACCAAGGUAUACAAGGACAAUAAGGGGAAUUUGUGUACGGUGCGCGUACCCAAAGAUUUUGUUGACACAGAGACGCCGAAAGAGAAGCUUGAUCAAGUUCCGAGCAAGAACGAGGGCAAAGAUGAGAUUGCCAAGAGCGAGGAAGUGGAUGCUGGGGAAGACGGAAAUGCCUUUACCCUGCCGGUCUUCACCGACGAGGAAUACUUGAUUGCCUCACCUGUCGUCCUAGGAUUUGCGUUUGCCGAGAAGCUCUGGCUCGAGUUCACCGUGUCUGGCAUCAAGGAAAUUUCAUGGAACGAGCACGCUUACGACUCAUUGGUAUUACAGUCGAACACCAAGGAAAUAGUCAAGGCUCUGGUGGAGUCUCAUAAGUACCAUCCAGCCGCAAGCAUCGAUGAUGUUAUUCAGGGCAAGGGCAAGGGCUUGGUAGCUGUCCUGCAUGGGCCUCCUGGGACCGGGAAGACGUUGACAGCAGAGGGUAUAAGCGAACUCCUCAAAUGCCCCUUAUAUAUGGUAUCAGCUGGCGACCUAGGAACAGACUCGCGCUAUCUUGAAGCAGAACUGCAGAAGAUCCUCGACAUCUGUCAUGCCUGGGGCGCCAUUCUCCUACUUGAUGAGGCUGACGUAUUCCUGGAGAAGCGCAAUAUGCAAGACAUCCACCGGAAUGCGCUCGUUAGUAUCUUCCUUCGGCAGUUGGAAUAUUUUCAGGGCAUAUUAUUCCUCACCACGAAUCGUGUGCAGACUUUCGAUGACGCCUUCCAAUCCCGAAUCCACAUUGCGCUGCGAUAUGACGAUUUGGACGUGAAGGCGAAGAAGGCUAUCUUCAAGAUUUUUAUCGAACGUGCCCGAGUAGUGGCAGGUAUCGACCUGAUGCCGUUCGAUGAGGAGGAUUACACAAGCUUGGCACGACACAACCUAAACGGUCGGCAGAUCAAGAACACAAUUGGUACUGCCCAAGCACUUGCUGUCAACAAGGGAGAGCCCCUCAGUAUGCGCCAUAUUCGCGAGGUCCUCAACGUGCAACAAAACUUCGAGCAGGACCUUAAAGGUGGCAACGGGUACCAAGAGGCCAUGCAUAGCUACCUUUAACGAGUUUCUAAUAUACAUUUAUGGUACGGGGAGUGGUUAGUAUAUGGAAAUGAGGGUAUAAAGAUGCAGGUAAAGAAGCACGUUUCACAAUAGCACAGGACAGCUUGCAUUCUAAGUCGGAUAUAUUCUCUACGGUCUUCCAUUAGCUUCUUCUUUUUUUUUGUUUCACUCGGAUCCCCUUUACCUUUAUCUGGCUUUACCUUUAUCUGGUUUAAUCGCGCGUUGUUCUUCUUCAUUGGCAUUAUUGGUCAGCGAGUACUCCGGGAGAAGAGGAAAAAGCUUCAACAUUUCUAGAUAUUCAAUCAAUGGUUCUCUUGCGGAUAGAUAUCAAUACGAAGCGUAUUACGGUGUGUAUAAUUUAGUAAAGCUACCUCAUAUCUCUUUUA
Messenger RNA from Daldinia vernicosa, 3661 nucleotides. RefSeq lists its product as uncharacterized. The transcript is spliced from 6 exons. The coding region runs from base 159 to 3275 and encodes 1038 amino acids. Gene Ontology annotation, molecular function: ATP hydrolysis activity; ATP binding. The record is from RefSeq and is a predicted model, not a curated record. Lineage: Eukaryota; Fungi; Ascomycota; Sordariomycetes; Xylariales; Hypoxylaceae.